Molecule: messenger RNA, 8870 nt
Organism: Gadus macrocephalus (Pacific cod)
Lineage: Eukaryota; Metazoa; Chordata; Actinopteri; Gadiformes; Gadidae
Gene: lrrc66
Exons: 5
Coding region: 20-7714 (2564 amino acids)
Molecular function (GO): protein binding
Source: RefSeq, a predicted model, not a curated record
AGUGAGAUUGAGACAGAUCAUGGUGUUGCCACGGCGGCCCGGCUGGGAGGUUCUGCUGCUGUUCUGGGGCUCCUGGGGGUGCUGGGCAUCCCCAGUCCCCCUCAUCCCCUGCCCAGAGACCUGCGUCUGCCUGGAUCACACCCUGAUCAACUGCUCCUCCUCUGGGCUCCCCCACGCUCCACAACACCCUUCCAUGGACAGAACCGCAGAUUUAGAUCUAUCCCACAACCUCCUGAGCUCCGUAGCUCUCCGCAGGCCUAACCCGGAGCUCCUGGCCCUGCGGCUGGGGAACAACCAGAUAUCCUAUCUCUCUCUCUGCCUCAAUGAGUGGAGCUCCGAUAGGGUUGGACGCCGCAUGCCGUCCCCUGGGGCCUGGAGGAGCCAGAGGAGCCAGAGGUGUGUCUCCUGGGCUCCCGGUCUGCUGCUGCUAUCGAUGGAGAGGAAUCGCCUGGCUGAGUCACCCCGGGGGCUUGGAGGGAGCCGGGCUCUGCAGGUUCUCCAGCUCUCCUACAACCAGAUCUCCACCCUGGAGGCAGGGGACUUGGAGGGUCUACAUCAGUUGAAGGAGCUCCAUCUGCAACACAACCUCAUCAGCAGCCUACACCCUCGGGCCUUCGUAGGCCUCACCAAUCUCACUGUCGUCGACCUCAGCUUCAACCUGCUGACGAGCCUCUCUCCAGCAACCUUCUGGUCCCUGCGGUUGGGGCUGGUGGUCAGGGGUGGUGGAAACCCGUGGAGGUGUGACUGUGAAAUGGCUAACCUGAAGAGGCGGAUGGCCCUGGAUGAAGACGAAGACCAGCGGCUAUGGUUGGACAUGGUGUGUCACUCGCCUUCCUCGCUUGCGGGGAGAGAUCUGCUCCAGCUCCACGAAGAGGACUUUGGGUGUGGCGGUGCCAAGAACAAGCCUGGGCUCCAUCAGGAUCUCACCGUCGACCACGGGUCUACUGUUCUGCUGCCUUGCUCAAUGCAAAAAGGUUCAACCUGGUGGACUCCCAAAGGUCAAGUGUCCGCCAACGAGUCUCAGGCGGGUCUACUGAUGAGUGAUAUCACAGAGAGGGAUGCAGGGCUUUAUAUUUGUUUGUCCCAAUCACACAAAGAUAUUGUAUCUGUUUACAACCUGAAAAUCAGGAAACAGGCGAGGGCUAACAGCAGAUUGCCCAGAAGUUUACCCGUCGACACCCAAGGGAUAGGCAGAGCGGGUCAAGUAAGGGCCAUGAAAGAGAAUCAGCGCCUGGGUCUGGCUGUGGGUCUAUCUAUUUUCUUCACUUUCCUGGUGGCGUUUAUCCUCGGCGUCUUCGCUAGACCAUGUAUCGAUGUACUCUGCCAAAAGGUUUGCGUUAAGAAAAACGCUCCCGCUCAACCAGGCUCAGUCUCGUCCGCAGGUCAGAGCCCCUACGACAACCAGGCCUACUCGGACGAAGAGGAUGACCCAGAGAUUGUGUCUGUCAGAGAGCGGAGAGUGACCUUCAGUACCCAAGAAAACCAGGAGGAAAGCAUGAACUAUAAAGUUACUUGGGCAAGUGGGCAACCGAAAAACCAGUCCUCUUCUUCUGAUGAGGAGCAGGGCAACAGUACAAGGACAAAGAUGAAGUCCUUGAAAGCCUCGUGCUCUCAGCCCGUUGACAGUGAGCUGGGAGAGCGAGGGAGGCUGUCCUCUUCUUCUGAUGAGGAGCAGGGCAACAGUACAAGGACAAGGAAAAAGUCCUUGAAAGCCUCGUCCUCUCAGCCCGUUGACAGUGAGCUGGGAGAGCGAGGGAGUCUGUCCUCUUCUUCUGAUGAGGAGGAGGGCAACAGCACAAGGACAAAGAAGAAGUCAUCGAUAGCCUCGCCCUCUCAGCCCGUUGAUAACUGUAUCAACCAGAAGGAGACUGAUUUAGAAUUCACCUCUGAACCGUUUGCUGAUUGGUCCCCACACCUGAACGAUGCAAAGCUCAGGGACCAGGACCAGCCAAACGACAGCGGAGAUGCCUUUGAUUUCCCUGAGUCCAUUCAAAGUGGUUCAGCAAGGUCCAGUAGUCUAUCUGGAUCUUUUAAUCAUUCAAAAAAAAUUGUUUUCCCAACUUCAAAUGAUUUGAGACAAGCUAACAGGUCCAGGUCCAGCUCCAGCUCUGCCUCUCAUCUCAGUGAGGAUGAGUCGACACAAUACACUGUGAACCAAGAAACCGAGGAGUGGGCCGGAAUGGGAAUGGACCAGGAUGUGCAAAACAUUGAUCAAACUAAGAUCAUUAAAGGGGUUGUUAGCUUUGACAAACAGACCCAUUCAAAACAACCAAUCAGUAUUACUUCAGAGGAGGUGUUGGAGGGUGAGCUACAAAACACCCAAAUGGCCCCAGAUCACUUUGAUUCAUCUCUUUCUUCUUCCUGUGAAAGUGAUGAUGAGGUCACAGAGUACACAUUGAAUCAAGGAGCAGCUGAUGAAGAUGAGGGAACAGGAAGGAAUAGCAAGAACAUUGACGCUCAAAACAAUGUCUGGCCCAAGUUGGAUUUCAGCCACGUCACUCGUAUCAAACAGCGUCUUGAUAUUACAGUGGAAACAAUAAACACAGGUCCUGCAGUAACCUCGAAAGACACAGGUUCAGUCUACAGGACUCAUGUCAAACCACGUUUGGAUAUUAAAGCAUCAACGGAUUUCACCUCCAGCAGCAGUGAGAGUGAAGAGGAGAACACUAAGAUUGAAAAUGCCUAUCAGCCCCAUCUAUGCCUGGGCACAGUGAAUCCAUCCAAGGAUUUUGAAAUCUAUGCACAGGAAAAUACAUGGCCUGAAUUAGAUCUCAACAACAUCACUGGCGUCAAACGGCAUCUUGAUAUCAAAGUAGUAACAGAGAGCACAGGUCCUGCAGUGCCCCUGAAUGACACGGAUCAGGACUACAGGUACCAUGCCAAUCCACUCCCAGUGAUCAAAGAAUCAACAGAUUUCACCUCCAGUAGCAGUGAGAGUGAAGAUGAGCCUAAAUUACACCUGGACACAGUGAGCCCAAUCAAGGAUAUUGAAAUCAAUGCACAGGAAGACAGAUGGCCUGAGUUGAAACUCGGCAAGGUCAACCGUGUCAAGAGGCGUCUUGAUAUCAAGGCAACAACAGAGACCACAGAUCCUGCAGUGUUACUGAAGGACACAGAUCAGGACUACAGGUGGUCUCAAUUGGAUCUUGGCAACAUCAACCAAGUGAAACAGCCUGUACAUAUCAAAGCAUCAACCGAUUCCAACUCCAGCAGUGAUAGUGAUGAGGAGCCCACUUAUGUGAGAACGAGGAUAGAAAACACGUCUCCACUCAUAGCGCAUCUUGGCACGGUGAGCCAGAAGAAGGAAUCUGAAAUGAAUGUGCAGAAUGAAAAUUGGCCUGUGCUGGAUCUCAGCCAUGUCACCCGUGUCAAGAGGCGUCUCGAUAUCAAAGUAGCAACAGAGAACACAGGUCCUGCAGUGACCCUGAGGGACACAGAUCAGGACUACAGGUAUAAUGUAAAACCAUCCAACCAUCCAGAUUUCACAGCAUCAACAGCUUCAACGUCAAGUAGUAGUGAGAGUGAAGAAGAGCCUAAUAUGCACCUGGACAAAGUGAGCCAAAUCAAAGAUUUUGAAAUCAAUGCACAGGAAGACAGAUGGCCUGAGUUGAAACUCGGCAACGUCAACCGUGUCAAGAGGCGUCUUGAUAUCAAGGCAACAACAGAGACCACAGGUCCUGCAGUGUUACUGAAGGACACAGCUCAGGACUACAGGUGGUCUCAAUUGGAUCUUGGCAACAUCAACCAACUCAAACCACCGGUAAAUAUCAAAGCAUCAACCGAUUCCACCUCCAGCAGUGAUAGUGAUGAGGAGCCCACUUAUGUGAGAACGAGGAUAGAAAACACGUCUCCACUCAUAGCGCAUCUUGGCACGGUGAGCCAGAAGAAGGAAUCUGAAAUGAAUGUGCAGAAUGAAAAUUGGCCUGUGCUGGAUCUCAGCCAUGUCACCCGUGUCAAGAGGCGUCUCGAUAUCAAAGUAGCAACAGAGAACACAGGUCCUGCAGUGACCCUGAGGGACACAGAUCAGGACUACAGGUAUAAUGUAAAACCACAUCCAGAUUUCACAGCAUCAACAGCUUCAACGUCAAGUAGUAGUGAGAGUGAAGAAGAGCCUAAUAUGCACCUGGACAAAGUGAGCCAAAUCAAAGAUUUUGAAAUCAAUGCACAGGAAGACAGAUGGCCUGAGUUGAAACUCGGCAACGUCAACCGUGUCAAGAGGCGUCUUGAUAUCAAGGCAACAACAGAGACCACAGGUCCUGCAGUGUUACUGAAGGACACAGCUCAGGACUACAGGUGGUCUCAAUUGGAUCUUGGCAACAUCAACCAACUCAAACCACUGGUAAAUAUCAAAGCAUCAACCGAUUCCACCUCCAGCAGUGAUAGUGAUGAGGAGCCCACUGAUGUGAGAACGAAGAUAGAAAACACGUCUCCACUCAUAGCGCAUCUUGGCACGGUGAGCCAGAAGAAGGAAUCUGAAAUGAAUGUGCAGAAUGAAAAUUGGCCUGUGCUGGAUCUCAUCCAUGUCACCCGUGUCAAGAGGCGUCUCGAUAUCAAAGUAGCAACAGAGAACACAGGUCCUGCAGUGACCCUGAGGGACACAGAUCAGGACUACAGGUAUAAUGUAAAACCACAUCCAGAUUACACAGCAUCAACAGCUUCAACAUCAAGUAGUAGUGACAGUGAAGAGGAGAUCAUGGGUCCUGUAGUGAAUCUGGAGGACAUUUAUGUGAAAACUAAAGUGGAAAAUGCUUAUCAGCCUCAUUUGCACGUGGGCACAGCAAGCUCAAUCAAGGAUUUGGAAAUCGGUGCACGGGAUGACGGAUGGCCUGAGUUGGAUCUCGGCAACGUCAACCGUGUCAAGAGGCGUCUAGAUAUUAAGGCAACAACAGAAACCGGGAAUCCUGCAGUGACCCUGAGGGACACAGAUCAGGACUACAGGUUUCAUGUUAAACCACGUCCAGAAUCAACAGCAUCAACAGAUUCAACAUCAAGUAGUAGUGAAAGUGAAGAGGCGACCCCAGGUCUUCUAGUGAAUCUGGAUGAUUCUUAUGUGAAAACUAAAGUGGAAACUGCUUAUCAGCCCCAUUUGCAACUGGGCACAAUCAAGGAUUCAGAAAUCAAUGCACGGGAAGAAAGAUGGCCUAAGUUAAAUCUCAGCAACAUUAGUGGCAUCAAACAGCGCCUCGAUAUCAAAGUCAAACCACAUCCAGAGAUCAAAGAAUCAACAGAUUUCACCUCCAGUAGCAGUGAGAGUGAAGAGGACUUCACUGUAGUUAAUCUUGAUAACGCUUAUGUGAAAACUAAGGUUGAAAAUGCUUAUCAGCCUAAAUUACACCUGGACAAAGUAAGCCCAAUCAAGGAUAUUGAAAUCAACGCACAGGAAGACAGAUGGCCCGAGUUGGAUCUCGGCAACGUCAACCGUGUCAAGAGGCGUCUUGAUAUCAAGGCAACAACAGAGACCACAGGUCCUGCAGUGUUACUGAAGGACACAGAUCAGGACUACAGGUGGUCUCAAUUGGAUCUUAGCAACAUCAACCAAGUGAAACAGCCUGUACAUAUCAAAGCAUCAACCGAUUCCACCUCCAGCAGUGAGAGUGAUGAGGAGCCCACUGAUGUGAGAAUGAAGAUCGCAAAGUUCUCUCCACCCAUAGUGCACCUGGGCAUAGUGGACCCAAAUAAGGAAUCUGAAAUGAAUGUGCAGAAGGGAAAUUGGCCUCUUGUGGAUCACAACCGUGUCAAGAGGCGUCUUGAUAUCAGAGUAGGAACAGAGACCACAGGUCCUACACUGAUUCUAGAGGACGCAGAUCAGGACUAUAGGUACCAUGUCAAAACACGUCGAGAAACUUCCACGGAUUAUACCUCCAGUAGCAGUAGCAGUGACAGUGAAGAGGAGAGCAGGGGACCUGCAAUGAAUGUGGAUGACAAAACUAAGGAAGAAAAUACACAUAAGCCUAGUUUGCACCUAGGCACAGUAAAACCAAUCAAGGAUACGGAAGUCGAUGCAAAAAACGACAGGUGGCCCGAGUUGGAUCUCAGUCGACUCCCCCAUAUCAAGAGGCGUCUUGAUUUCAAAGCAUCAACAAAGACCCCAAGUUCUGCCGUGGAUGACACUGACGAUGACUGGUGGUCUUAUACAGAUCUCGAUAAUAUUACCCGUUCUAAAAGGCGUUUGGAUAUCAAAGUACCAACGCCCUUACCAGAGAGGACCUCCAUUAGUAGUGGAUUACCAUUGCAGUCUCGUUCUUCCUCAUCCAGUAAUGACAGUGAUGGGGAGAUGAAAGUCCAAAUGGUAAAAGAAGAAAGAGAAGACCCCGUUGUCGGAACCAUGAGUGAGAUCAGAUGGCCGGACCUUAAUCCCCGCGUCCCUCGCAUCAAGAGGCGUAUUGAUGUUAAGACACCUUUACCAAUACCACAUCCAGGAAAAGUUGACCCUGUUCAAAAUGAUAUAGGGUCUUCCACGAGUGAGAGUGAGGAUGAAAAACAAGUGCAAACACGUCAGCAUGAAAGUGAUGUGCAUGUGUUAUCACCGACCACUAAAAAUGAGUCAAUUGUACACUUCAAAGGGCCAUUAUAUGACGACUCUCUCACUUCGAAGAGAGAUCCAAUUAUUAAAUUAGAGAAGUAUGCUGUGAUUACAGAUGGGUUGGAUGACAAUAACAAAGGCCUCAAGAGUAUCCCAGGACCAGAAUACACCCCAGAUCUGGAGUCCCGUUGGGCAGGGCUCAAUCUUGGGAAAUCGCGCUUAAGACAGCGUCUCGAUAUCAGCGCCAACAAGGCUGCUCCACUCAAGGUAUCAUCUGAAACUGAGAUACGGUCUUCUAGCGGGGAGAGAGUGGAUAAGAUCAAGGAAUGGGCAGAGAAGAGUAGCAGUGUUAAGGAUUCGGACAUUGAUGCACAGAAAGAAACAUGGCCUCUGGUGGAUCUCGGAAACGUCACUGGCGUCAAGAGGCGUCUUGACAUCAAAGUAGCAACCCCAUCACCAACAUCGAGUAGCGGUGAUAGUGGAGAAGCCAACAGUUGGCCUGUGUUGGACCUUGACAACAUCUCCGGCAUCAAACGGCGUCUUGAUAUCAAAACAACACCAUCAUCAAAUAUUUCAAUCGAAGACUGGAACACCAGACUGGAAUCUCCGCCUCCUGUUCCAGACUCCUCCACCAGUAGCGAGAGUGUGAAUGCCUCAAUGCGUCACAGGAGGGUGGACUUCCCGGAGUACCAUACUCACGGCCCGGCUCGCUCUUUUGCUCAGUCUGUCAGGGGAACCUCAGACACAGAGGUGGAUAGCUCCUUUACAACAGUAGACAUCAAGGGGUGGCAUUCUGUGAAGAUGGGCACGCAGGAGAGGAGGGGCCUGGGCGCUCUGAGAGCCAUGUCCUCAGAGAGGAAAAGGUGGGACACGGACGACAAGGAGCUAGGGGCUGAAGGGUCCUCUCAGCAAAACAGCCAUCAGGGUCUUCCCUUAAGAGAGGCCCCCAGUUUGAACUAUUCGUUCUCUGGUGAGGACUUAGAACCUCAUAGCAGUAUCAUAUCAGUACAAGAAGCUAGAGCUCCAGAAAGACUCCCGAGGUCACGCCAGAGAACCGAGUAUCAGAACAGACUCAUGGGACGUGACAGGCAGGGUGGGGAUACUAAAGUAGAUUUAAGACAUCCUCCAGAAUACUUAGAAAUACAGAACUCCACACUGUUUGACUCAUCAAAUCCAAUGUCUGAAGUUUAACUAGGUGUAGCCUACAAAUGUAUUUAUAACUAGGCAUUUAUGUAACGUUUAUUGAUGUCAUUUUCGUAAAGAAACAAUCAUGUUUAAUCAAAUUCUGUCAGUGAACUUGUAUGUAACAUGAAUGAAUAAUGACCAGAAUCUGUACUUAACUUCACAAAUAUUAUCUUGUAGAUCCUGUACGAUUUUUAAUAUAUACUGAGUAACUGUAACAAGAAAAACCUUUUGUUUAGUUAUUUUAAGGAAAUUUGUAUUAAAGUGACAACAUCGAGACAAGCAUUAAGUCAAUAAACCCCUUUAUUUGUAUAUAUAGACAUAGGUUAUAGUGAAAACAGACAUAUAGACACAUACAUACAUAGUUUACAUACAUAUAUACAGUCAAGACCAGGUGGACACAUCCUCUGCAUUGCCAUCGAAGAAUCCACUCUAAAUCAGUCUUAACAACUAGGCCUACUGCUAACAAACUCUUACAAACUGAUUGGCUGAUGCUUUCUAAUAGCAAAACUGGGAGAGUAAAAUCUGACUGCAUUGGGUGUUGGGAACUCAAUAGGUCACUUUCAUAGGUCGAGGUUUGCUGAAAUACUACCAACUAGUGGUGAUAAGAAGGCAUUUCAAGUAAGAUCUUUGGAUGCUACACACAUCUUUGCUUUCCGCACAUUUUGCUUUCCAUCAAUAUUUCGGAAACCAAGGCUACGGACCAGAGACCAGCGACUGGACUGCCUGUUCUGAAAGCCAGACAUCCAAGCAGCGAUGGCCAGAAUAGACCAGAGUCUGGCAUCGGUCAACAAAUGGAGAUUUGAAGCAGAGGAAGUUGAUACAACCUUUGAGUUUCUUUUUUUUUUUGUACCUUCAACGCUGACAAAUCUUUAUGUCCAUUUAUGAAAGGUACCAAUGAAGUUCAACAUUCCAAUGCAGCUUGUAACCUCCCAUUGGGUAAAAAGUGACGCUGUAAACUGGAGGUUGCGUCAUAGACCUCUACAGAAUGUGCACUGAUAUGCCACAGGGGGCCGAAUGAAGGAAGGAACUACAGUUCCACUGAGGAUAAAAGGUCCGUUCCGGGUCUUAACGGACACCAUAUCAGGGGUCUCAGAGAAAGUCUUCGGACUCUUGAAUACCAAAUUAAAAGCACAAAAAGUUCUCACUAAUUCCUGUACAAAAC